This is a messenger RNA of Thermothielavioides terrestris NRRL 8126, 1018 nucleotides long. RefSeq lists its product as uncharacterized. The record is from RefSeq and is a predicted model, not a curated record. The transcript is spliced from 2 exons. Lineage: Eukaryota; Fungi; Ascomycota; Sordariomycetes; Sordariales; Chaetomiaceae. Bases 72 to 869 code for a protein of 265 amino acids. Gene Ontology annotation, cellular component: small-subunit processome; nucleolus. Gene Ontology annotation, biological process: rRNA processing.
CGCAAGCAGAGCAAUUAAUUGGACGUGGCCGAACGGACAGCUGCUCCAGAUCAUUUGAAGCCCACACAACAAUGUCGUCGCUACGCAAUAGUAUCCAGCGGCGAGCCCACCGCGAGCGGGCGCAGCCCUUCGAGCGCCAACGGCUCGGCCUGCUCGAGAAGAAGAAGGACUACCAGAAGCGUGCCAGGGACUACAACAAGAAGAAAGCCGUGCUCAAGUCGCUGCGCCAAAAGGCCGCCGAGCGCAACGAAGAUGAGUUCUAUUUUGGCAUGAUGUCGCGCAAGGGGCCUGGCAACCCCGUCACCCGUGGCAAGUCCUUCACCGGCACUGUCGACGGCGACCGCGGCAACAAGGCCAUGGACAUGGACACGGUCCGGCUGCUUAAGACGCAAGAUUUGGGGUAUGUGCGGACCAUGCGGAACGUGGCCGCGAAGGAGGUGCGAGAGCUGGAGGAGCGGUUUAUCCUUGCCGGAGGGACAGAGCAGGCGGACGACGACGACGACGACGACGACAACAGCGACGACGACAUGGGCCCGUCUGUGUCCAGGCAGCAAAAACCCAAGAAGAUCGUCUUCUUCGAUGGGGCCGAAGAGAGGGAACAGGCGCUUAGGCAAGAAGCCGAGAAGGAGGACGAUGCGAUGGCGGAUGCCGAGGACGAGGACGGCGAGGAAGCCGCGGAGGCACGCCGGAAAGCACAGAACCUGGAAAAGCUUCGGAAGAGGCUAAAAGCCGCCCGGAAGAAGUUAAAGACCCUGAAGGACGCCGAGUACGAGUUGGAGCUGCAGCAGGCCAAGAUGGCGAAAACGGCAACGUCAACAGGAGUUGGGAAGGAUGGAAGGAUAAACAAGGUGCGCCAGAGGAAGAGGUAGCGGGCCGGGCUCAGCCAUGUUUCAUUCCUUCCGACCCCUACGUUUUGUCAUACAAGCUCCAUGCGAAAGCAGCAAGCCUGCCCUCGCUGUGAUGAGAGAUUAUUAUGCGAAAUACCCAACGCCAGAAUCAUAACGACCACGAACGAUCC